Messenger RNA from Salvia splendens (bonfire salvia), 1327 nucleotides. RefSeq lists its product as uncharacterized. Bases 672 to 1184 code for a protein of 170 amino acids. Lineage: Eukaryota; Viridiplantae; Streptophyta; Magnoliopsida; Lamiales; Lamiaceae. The record is from RefSeq and is a predicted model, not a curated record. The transcript is spliced from 3 exons.
GUCCUAUUACUCCAGUGAUUGUCAACUUUCAUUACAAGAACGAGACAAUGAGCUAUUCCGCUACUUAGUUUGAAAAUGAACACCUGUGUCUCCUACUCAUAUCAAUUGAUACGUGUUUUAAUUGAUGUAAUUAGUUGUGUGGUGGUUCUUAUUCAAUUCUAUGGUUGCAUCGUUGAGUUUUGUUGGUAACUUCAAUUUAAAGGAGCAUACAUCAUUCAUACACUGAUACAACAGAGGAGGUGACUUCCAUUACAGCAAUACUCGUUUAAAGCCUUUCACUUAGUAUUUGUUCAGUGUUCUCCAGCUAUAUAACACGGAUACUUCACUUUGUUGCCGUAUCGCGUAUCGGAUACGUAUCCGAUACCGAUACGCGACGGAUACGCGACGGAUACGUAUCCUGGGCGUAUCCGCGGGAUGGGCCGUAUUGGGCCGGGAAACCUCAGAUUCGAUACGUAUCUCGGUGGAUACGGCCCAGUUUAAAGCCCAUCUAAAGGAGCCGGCCCGAUAGAAUUAACGGGCUGGACCAAAAAGCCCAUUUGUGAUGUAGCCCAUUGCAGCUGGAUGAACAAAUCUAGCUCUAUAAAUAAUGAUGCUCUAUACAAUAUAAGAUUCCACACAAUUGAGAAAGCCGCAGCUAGGUCAAAAACUCCCCGCCUCCAUAGAUUCGCAGUAUGGCAUCUCCAAAUCUGAGUGCUACUGCUGCUAGUUCUAGUGCUAGUUCUGCUGCUAGUUCUAGUGUUGGAUCUGGGUCCAGACAAAUAACUGAUAUCAGGGCUCCAUUGUGGGAUCAUGUCACCAUUCUAGAGAAGCCUAAACCUGGUGGAGGAAAUAUAUUAUGGAGAUGCAACUAUUGUCCAUUUUCAAAAAGCACUAGCUAUACAAGAGUUGAAGCUCAUUUGCUGCAAAAAUUAAGACAGGGGAUUAAGACAUGUCCAAAUGUUUCAUUUGAAAUGCUGAGUGACAUGAGGAGGGAAGUGGAAAAGUGUAAGGAGCUAUUGGAAAGAUCAAAGGCAUGCACUGUUUCUUUGCCUGUAGCUCCUUCAGACAACAGCAAGAGGACCAAGAGGGGGCCUGUUUCUCAAUUGGAAAAAUCAUGGGCAUUGCAAGACCGCAAGCACUUGGAUGCUUUAAUUGUUAGAGCAAUGUUUUCUGGAGGGAUUUCUUUCAACUUCAUGAUAUAUUGAUUGCUAGGUGGACAAAAGGCAAUAAUCCACUUCAUUGUUUGGCUCAUUCACUCAAUCCAAGGUAAUAUGCACUGUGCAAUUAAAAUUCAGAUUCUUUGCUCUUCAUUUUUUCAUUUUAACUUCAUGAUCUAAAUUGCUGCCAA